AGCAUACUACAAAAUAAACAAAUUUUUAUAUUUUACAGACUUUUCAUAUAAAAUUGUUAUUUUCUAAAGUUUUCUACAUAAAAACUAAACAAAAUGGGUAAACGACAACAUCAAAAAGAUAAAAUGUAUUUAACCUACACCGAAUGGUCGGAAUUGUAUGGUGGCAAAAAAUACGAAUCAGCGGAAAAUGAACAUAUUAAAUUUAAACGUUUACCAUUUGAUUGUUGCUGUAUCUCCCUGGUGCCCUUUGAGACACCCUAUAGUGAUUUGGAAGGCAAUGUUUUCGAAUUGGAGGCCAUACACAACUUCCUUAAGAAAUACAAAUUGAACCCGGCGACCGGUAAACCUUUGGAGGCUAAGAAAUUGAUUAAAUUAAAUUUCUUUAAAAAUGCCGAUGAUGAAUACCAUUGCCCGGCUUUAUUUAAACCAUUUACGAAAAAUUCCCAUAUAGUGGCGGUUGCCACAACGGGUAAUGUUUUCUGCUGGGAGGCCAUAGAGCAAUUGAAUAUUAAAGCCAAAAAUUGGAAAGAUUUGGUAGAUGAUACACCUUUUCUCAGAAAAGAUAUAAUUACCAUACAAGAUCCUCAGAAACUGGAAAAGUUUGAUAUUUCGAAAUUCUAUUAUAUACGUAAAAAUUUAAGGUUGCUAACUGAGGAAGAGGAAUUAGAACUGAAAGAUCCUAGUAAGAAAAUUAAAACAAUGAAUUUAGAAACUAAGGAAACAUUGGCUGAAUUGGAAAAAGAUUAUAAGCCAGCUGAGGAGAAACCUUCCACUUCCAGACAAAUGGCUGAUAAAUUUAAUGCUGCUCAUUAUUCCACCGGGGCAGUGGCAGCCAGUUUUACCUCUACCGCCUUGGCUCCGGUUUAUAAUCAUGAGGCAGCCAUUAUAGAGGAGGAUUUGGUGAAAUAUGAACGUGUUAAGAAGAAGGGAUAUGUGCGCCUAACCACUAAUUUGGGUCCUUUGAAUUUUGAGCUGUAUUGCGAUCAAGUGGCCAAGACUUGUGAUAAUUUUUUGCGUCACUGCUCUGAUGGUUACUAUACGAAAACAAAAUUUCAUCGUUCUAUAAAGAAUUUUAUGAUACAAGGCGGUGAUCCUACAGGCUCUGGCACAGGCGGUCAAUCAAUAUGGGGCACAAAAUUUGAUGAUGAGUUUAAACCAAAUUUGAGUCAUACUGGUCGUGGCAUGUUGUCUAUGGCGAAUUCAGGACCAAAUACGAAUGGUUCUCAAUUUUUUAUUACUUAUCGUUCCUGCAAACACUUGGAUGGCAAACACACUGUCUUUGGCAAACUUGUGGGUGGUCUAGACACUUUACAAAAAAUGGAACAAAUUGAAGUUGAUAAUAAAGAUCGUCCCAUUGAUGAUAUAAUAAUUGAAUCGGUACAAGUUUUUGUGGAUCCAUUCAAAGAAGCCGAAGAGCAAUUGAUUAAAGAAAGAGCAGAAGAAAUUGAAAAACAGCAGCAAGAAAUUCAUGAGGAAAAGAAACAAAAACGUUUAAAAGAACCAUUAAAAGUAUAUCGUGAAGGUGUGGGAAAGUAUUUAAAUCUACCAGCUUUAAAACAGACAAUUAAAGAAGCUACUACACCAGCCACUUCAUUAGUGGCUGGACCUAUACGCAAGAAAGCCUCAUCAAAAGCAGGAUUUGGUGACUUUUCAGCCUGGUAAAUGCUACUGUUCCAUGCCUUCCAUGUUUGUGUUGUAAAUUCUAGUAAAGAUAAAUAUGUUUGCAACUUUUUUAUACAUAUUUUAUUAAGCAACAAAAAUACUUAAUUGUUAUAAAUACACGAUUAUAAUCAUAUAUGUACAUUUUAAGUAGCAGAAUUAAUAUACAAUAUUUACAAAAUACUUAUUUAUAUAUUUCAUUAUGUAUCUAUUUUACAUAUGUAUGUAUGUAUAUUUAAUUUUGUUUAAAAUAUUGUAAUUAAGAAAAAAUUAAAAUUUUUAACAAUAAACAAAUAUAUUUUACUUGUGUAUAUUAUGAAAUAUAAAAA
Messenger RNA from Calliphora vicina (urban bluebottle blowfly), 1988 nucleotides. Its product is annotated as RING-type E3 ubiquitin-protein ligase PPIL2. Gene Ontology annotation, cellular component: catalytic step 2 spliceosome. The transcript has 5 exons. The record is from RefSeq and is a predicted model, not a curated record. Gene Ontology annotation, molecular function: peptidyl-prolyl cis-trans isomerase activity; ubiquitin protein ligase activity. Gene Ontology annotation, biological process: protein folding; protein polyubiquitination; protein peptidyl-prolyl isomerization. Lineage: Eukaryota; Metazoa; Arthropoda; Insecta; Diptera; Calliphoridae. Bases 94 to 1662 code for a protein of 522 amino acids.